UUCUGGAAUGUUCUUCCAAUCCCUGCAAGAAUGGAGCAACCUGUUCGGAACUGAUAGCCGGAUAUCGGUGUAACUGUGCAAACGGGUUUACAGGAACACACUGCGAAGCAGAAAUUCUGGAAUGUUCGUCCAACCCCUGCAAGAACGGAGCAACUUGUUCGGAACUGAUGGCCGGAUAUCGAUGUAGCUGUGCAAACGGGUUUACAGGAACGAACUGCGAAGCAGAAAUAAUGGAAUGUUCAUCCAAUCCCUGUCAGAACGGCGCAACUUGUUCGGAACUGCUAGACGGCUAUCUGUGCAAAUGUGCAAACGGAUUUACAGGGACUCACUGUCAAACAGAAAUUUUGGAAUGUUCGUCCAAUCCCUGUAAAAACGGAGCAUCCUGUGCGGAACAGAUAGCCGGAUACCGGUGUUUCUGUGCAAUCGGGUUUACGGGGACACAUUGUGAAUUAGAAAUUAUGGAAUGUUCAUCCAACCCUUGCAAGAACGGAGCAAUAUGUUCCGAAUCGAUAGGCGGCUAUCGGUGCAACUGUGCUAUUGGGUUUACAGGGACUCACUGUGAAACAGACAUUAUGGAGUGUUCAUCCAAUCCCUGUAAGAACGGAGCAAUUUGCUCGGAUCUGAUAGGCGGCUAUCGGUGCAACUGUGCGAAUGGGUUUACAGGGACUCACUGUGAAACAGAAAUUCUGGAAUGUUCGUCCAGCCCUUGCCAAAACGGAGCCACGUGUUCUGAGCAGAUAGGUGGCUAUCGAUGCAAUUGCGUUAAGGGAUUUAUUGGAACACACUGUGCAACAGUUUUUAUAACAAGGUGCGAGCGCAGUGAGUGUAGCAAUGCCGGCACGUGCACGCAAAUUGGAAACAACAUCACGUGCACAUGUGAUGUAGGUUUCACUGGCGAACGGUGCGAUACAGCCAACUUUUGUGAAGCUGUAAAUGAUGACUAUGGUUCGUGGCCAAAGUCAAUCGUAGCAACUAUCGCACAAGUCCCUUGUACCUCAGUGGCCGAGAAAGGGACCUAUUAUCGGACUUGCCUAAAAGCAGGAUGGGGUCAAGUAAUAAAUAACUGUAGCAUCAAUCACGAUGUUAUCGUAGACUUGGAUAAUACGAUAUCCGGCCUAAACUCGACAAGCCAGGAAGAUAAGCUAUUGAAUAUAACUAAAACUCUGAAUACCGUCAGUAACAACUCAAAAAUCACCGAUGAUUUGCGUGACUUGAAAGACAUCGCAAAGGCGUCAGAAAAGCUCGUAGAUUAUAUUGAAAACAACAUCGGCAAGAUCACUGAUAACAUCACCAAUAAUAUGCUUGGCACCAUCAGUAACUUCCUGGAUGCAAACAAACAGCAGGCGUGGGAUAAGAUCAAUACGGAAAUGGAGACAACUUCUGCCGAAGAGCUGGUAGGAGCAGCAACCGUUCUGUCGUUAGCUGACCGAUUUAUGGCAAGCCUCAGAAAUUCUAAAUGUAAUGCCCUCGACAUUAAUAGCACGGAACUGAAAGACAACAAAAACAUGUAUGUUGAGCUAGGUCUGCGAAGCCAGUCUAGCGUUCAAUUUCCUGCCAAGAAAUCAUUUGGUUCUAGUGUUGAGAUUCCCCAGCAGUCCAUCACAGGAUUAUCACAAGCAUGCUAUAUUGGCGCUAUAUACCCUACAAUCGGAGCUGUCUUAGAGGAAGAUGUAUACGUGAAUGGAUCGUGGCAAAACGGAAGUGAGGUCACAGAAGUUAAUUCAGAUGUUGUGGGUAUACAAGUCAAAAACUUUACCUCGGAAAAUAUCGACCCACCGGUUACCAUCACAUUAUCGCUAAAAAAGACCGGGUAUACCAAUCCAGUAUGUGUUUUCUGGGAUUUCAAUAUCACAAGAUCGGGUCGACGCGGCGGCUGGUCGACCGAAGGUUGCAUACUUGCAAGCAUCACCAACAUCACAGCAAAAUGCCAGUGUAACCACCUUACAAACUUCGCAAUUCUGAUGAGCCCCAGUACAAUUUCACCGGUGCACGCAAAGGCGCUUGGGAUCGUUUCCGCUGUAGGCUGUGCUGUCUCUAUCGUCUGUCUGAUUAUCACGCUUGUCAUUCAUGCUUUGGUCUGGAGACUUGUGCGCUCUGACAGGGUGAUCGUUGUCAUGCAUCUCUGUGUUGCCUUGCUUUUCGCACUGAUCUUCUUCCUCGGUGGAGUCAACCGAACAGAAAGCAGGGGCGCAUGCGUUGCUAUUGCAGCUGCCAUCCAGUACUUCUUCCUGGCCAUGUUCUUCAUGAUGUUGCUGAUUGGCCUUGAGAUUCUCAUUUGCGUCGUGCGCGUGUUUAUGACCAAGUUUAGAACCAAGGUCCUCGUGCCACUUGCAUGGAUCAUUCCAGGCAUAAUUGUUGGUGUUUCACUUGGCGUUUCAAAGACACAGGGGUAUGGAAAUAGUACAUUUUGCUGGUUGGACAUCUCCUCCGGACUUAUUUGGUCGUUUGUGGGACCGGCGUUGUUCAUCAUUUGUGUUAAUAUAUUAGUAGUGAUCGUGGUAUUGAAACGCAUGUCGUCGUUAGCCGCAAUGAAAACCAAGACUGAAACAGAAAAACUCAAGACGGGUUUGUACAGUAUAUGCGUGCUUUUGCCCGUGGUGGGCCUCACGUGGGUGUUCGGUGUUUUGGCAAUCAAUGACGACAUGUGGAUAUUUCAGUAUAUCUUCGCAAUACUGAAUGGUCUUCAGGGCUUCUUCAUAUUUCUCUUCUAUUGUGUUCUGAAUAGACAGGUUCGAGACGCUCUAAGAAGACGGCAAGACCGGAAGCGCAGUCUUCAGACUCUGAGCUCUGAUUUGCGGAAACAGUCGCACAGUGCCUCUCAAGAAAAACGAAAAAAUAGCAAGACCCCUGAGCAACCGGUGGCGGAUGCUCAAGACGACAGCUGGAUGCGCGGUGAGCGUCGCCAGUAUCACAGGAACAUCCGGUUGACCAAGCAGCGACGCCUGUCGCACCUUUAGACACACUUGCAUGUCUUUGCAAAUAUGUUCAACUCGAAAAUACAAGUAUAUUGAAAGCCGUGUAUUCGAACGUUGCUUUACGGUUUUUAUGGUUGAAUAUAUAUUUUAUUGAAAGUCAGACAUUUUAAAUAAAAUUGCUAUGCGAUUCAUACGUGUAUACAUCAAAUAUCUCAUGUGCUGUGUACGUGAUAUUCAUAAGACAAUGUUGUUUUAUUAUUUAUUUUUUAUGGGAAAUACACAUUAUUAAUAUUAUCUUUUUAAUUUAAGGUACACAAAUCACUAGUUUACACUUUUUUAUGAGAAAUGUUAUUAAAACUAGACUAAUAACCAAAUUGUUACAAAUGCAUUUAAUUACAAAAGAAUGGAAUUCGUACACGGAAUCAAUAAUGCAAAUGUAUAUCAAACACCUGUAAUUAACAGAAAAGCUUUUCAUCUAUUUCACGUUAAAGGGAAUCUUUAAAUUUACACUUCACAUAAGUUAAAUGAUAGUAUUUAUUUGUUAAUUGAAAACGCAUUUUUAAUCAAAUUAGCGGACACAUAAUACAAUAAUUGCAAUUCAGUGUACGUUUUGAAAGCAUGUAAAACAUAGUUGAAUUUAUAAGGUAAUAACACACCAGCGUUGUUUUGUAUAAACAACCGAACGUACCAACUUCAAAUUAAUGCCUUUAUUAUAUGUUUGUACAUAAAACAGCCAAUAUAUAACAGGUUUCUUAUAACACAAUAUAUAUAUAUAUAUAUAUAUAUAUAUAUAUAUGUUUAUUUAUGCUUAAAACAAAACAGCAACGCACAUA
Messenger RNA from Dreissena polymorpha, 3748 nucleotides. RefSeq names its product adhesion G protein-coupled receptor L4-like. Bases 168 to 2957 code for a protein of 929 amino acids. Gene Ontology annotation, cellular component: membrane. Lineage: Eukaryota; Metazoa; Mollusca; Bivalvia; Myida; Dreissenidae. The record is from RefSeq and is a predicted model, not a curated record. Gene Ontology annotation, biological process: adenylate cyclase-activating G protein-coupled receptor signaling pathway; cell surface receptor signaling pathway. Gene Ontology annotation, molecular function: G protein-coupled receptor activity; calcium ion binding. The transcript is spliced from 28 exons.